AUGUCUGAAGAUCAUCCCAAGAUGUCCGCAUCUACCGAAGCCCACGAAACGCCAGUUGUGGCCGGGCAACACUCGAACAAGCGACAAUGGAGACCUUACUUGGUCGUCGUAAUGUUGAGCAUUGGCCUUGGAAGCAUGUCCUUUGGUUAUUCUUCUGGUGUGAUUGGUCCAACAAUCGGUAAAGUAUCAUGGCCACGCUGUCCGACGCAGACUAACCCAUGUCGCAGCCCAACCGUCUUUCGUGGAAUAUUUCGAUCUUGCCACGAGAUCAAACUCCACCAGCCUCAUCUCGUGCAUGAAUGUGAGACACCUGGUCCUCAGUGUUGGGAGGCCGUACUGACAUCAGGGUUCCAGUCGCUCUUUUUCGCUGGUGCCGCCAUCUUCAUCUUGAUAGUCCCAUUCUUCGCGGAUAAAUGGGGCAGGCGAGCUGCCGUGGCAGUGUCAGCUGCCAUCAUUGUCAUAUCUGGAGCCGUAAUGGCAGGAUCUGUCAACGUUGGUCAAUUUAUAGUCUUCCGCUUCGUAUCUGGGGCCGGAACAUACAUGAUGAUCUCAGCAGUAACACUGUGGAUGACAGAGAUCGCACCUCCUGCAGUCCGGGGAGUGUUUGUUUCCCUUGUAGGAGCCAGCUUACUGCUUGGCUACUCCGCCUCUGCCUGGGUAGGCUUCGGCUUCUAUCAUUUGGACAGCCCCCACGCCUGGAGAGCCCCUUUUGCAUUUCAAGGACUGCCUGCUCUCAUCUUACUUGCACUUCUUUACUGGCUACCAGAAUCUCCCCGUUGGCUUAUGCUUAAAGGCCGCUAUGAGGAAGCCAGGGACAAUCUUUUGAAACUCCACACUCCAGAAGAAGCGGGUGUGGAGCUCACCCAGAUCCGCUUGCAGGUUGAAGUCGACAGACAUCUCCAAGAUUCGUACUGGGCAAUGUUUACAAACAGAAAUUACAGGAAACGGACUCUGAUUGGAAUGGGGACCUUUGCCAGUAUUCAGACGUCCGCCAUCUUGGUCAUCAAUAACUACGGUCCUAUGAUUUAUGGCACACUUGGCUUCGACAACAAGACGCAACUCAUGUAUGCAGCAGCCUGGCUCACUCUCGGCUGGGGUGGCGGGUGUCUCGCCCUCCUUGUGGUCGACAAGAUACCGCGGCCGAAAUUCAUCGGUUACGGUCUUCUCGGGUGCCAGGCAUGCCUCAUUAUCGAGGCGGCAUUGGUCGCCAACUUUGUGGGUACCAACAACACGACUGCUCUCAGGGCCGCGGUUGCUAUCCUAUUCAUCUUCGUCUUCAUUUACGAGUUUGCAUUGGAUAGCGCCCAGUUUGUCUAUCUGGGUGAAUUAUUCCCAACCCACAUACGAGCCAAGGGGGUGUCACUGGGUUGCGGAACACUUGCAUUGAUGAAUGUCAUAUGGUUGUCUGUUGCACCAACCGCUUUCAAUGAUAUUGGGUGGAAAUUCUAUUUGUGCUUUAUUAUUCCGGGAUGCUUUUGUGCCUUUGGGAUUCUGUACUAUUUCCCAGAUACUCUCGGUCUACCCCUGGAAGAGAUAGAUGCCAUUUUUGCUGAUAAGGAAACGAUCCUUGGUAUCCCGAAUGGCGAGGUGGACAUGGUCCAUACAGGUGAACUCACUGAUGUCAAAACGGUUUAA
Messenger RNA from Fusarium vanettenii 77-13-4, 1635 nucleotides. RefSeq lists its product as uncharacterized. The transcript has 9 exons. The coding region runs from base 1 to 1635 and encodes 544 amino acids. The record is from RefSeq and is a predicted model, not a curated record. NCBI's taxonomy places the organism in Eukaryota, Fungi, Ascomycota, Sordariomycetes, Hypocreales, Nectriaceae. Gene Ontology annotation, cellular component: membrane. Gene Ontology annotation, molecular function: carbohydrate:proton symporter activity. Gene Ontology annotation, biological process: transmembrane transport; carbohydrate transport.